GCGCCGCGCCGCCCGCUCGCUGCGGGGCACGGACAGCUCGGUGCGGGCGGAAAGAUGAACGUGGAGAACCAGGAUGUGCUGCUGGAUCUGGAGGAGGAGGAGGCGGCGGGGGAGGAGGAGGAUGAGGAUGGGGAGAUCGUCUUGGAGUUGAACCAGGUGAUAAUUCCCACUUACGGAACUGUGCCAGAUCAGCAAAACCUUCAUACUCCAGAAUGGGCUGAUUUUGAUAAUAAGCCUGACUCCUUGUUCUUCAGUGAUGGGCAGCGAAGAAUUGACUUUGUUUUGGUGUAUGAAGAUGAAAGCAAAAAAAUGACUCACAAGAGGAGUGACCGUAAAAAGCAAAAGAGGAAGAGACAAGUUUAUGAAUCCAAUCUGAUAAACAAUGGCUUGCAGCUUGAAGCCACAAGAUCAAUUUUGGAUGAAAAACUUAUUUUUGUAAAAGUGCAUGCACCUUGGGAAGUGCUGUGCACAUACGCUGAGGUUAUGCACAUCAAAUUGCCUCUGCAGCCUGAUGACCUAAAAACCCGAGAUUCAGCUUUCAACUGGUUUUGUAGACUGUUCAGAGUAGAUGAAAAUAUCAUCAAACCUGAGCAAGAGUUUUUCACUGCACCUUUUGAAAAGGAACAUUUGUCCAACUUUUAUAUUCAAGACAAAGACACAUUUUUCAAUCCUGCAACUAGAAGUCGAAUUGUUCAUUUUAUCCUGUCCCGUGUGGAAUAUGCAACAAAAAACAAUGUAAAAAAGUUUGGCAUUAACAAAUUAUUGGAUGCUGGAAUCUACAAAGCGGCAUUUCCCCUUCAUGAUUCUAGUUUCAGGCACCCGUCUACUGAUCCUGACUGUCCAAGUGAACGGUAUCUUCUCUACAAAGAAUGGGCUCACCCUAAAAACGUUUUCAAACUGCAACCCCUGGAUUUUAUCAGGAAAUAUUAUGGAGAGAAAAUUGGAAUCUAUUUUGCUUGGCUGGGCUUUUACACUAAUAUGCUGAUCGUGGCUGCAGUUGUAGGAGUUGGCUGUUUUCUGUAUGGAUGCCUGACAAAGGACAACUGCACAUGGAGCCAAGAAGUAUGUGAUCCUAACAUAGGAGGUAAUAUCAUAAUGUGCCCUCAAUGUGAUAAAGUAUGUACCUACUGGAACCUCACCAUCACUUGUGAAUCGUCCAAGAAACUCUGUAUAUUUGAUAGCUUUGGAACACUGGUGUUUGCAGUAUUUAUGGGAAUAUGGGUUACCUUGUUUUUGGAGUUUUGGAAGCGAAGGCAGGCAGAACUGGAGUAUGAAUGGGACACAGUUGAGUACUUAGAGCAGGAAGAACAAGUUCGCCCAGAAUAUGAAGCACAAUGCACUCAUGUUGUAAUGAAUGAAAUCACACAGCAAGAAGAACAUGUGCCGUACACUGCCUGUGGAAAAUGCAUUCGUAUGACUUUCUGUACAAGUGCAGUCUUAUUCUGGAUUCUUUUGAUUAUUGCUUCAGUCAUUGGAGUCAUUGUCUACAGACUCUCGGUUUUCCUGGUGUUUUCUGCAACAUUGUCAAAGCACAUUACUGGAACGCAAGCAAUCCGCAAGUACUUGACUCCACAAACAGCUACUUCAGUAACUGCUUCAGUCAUCAGCUUUAUAAUCAUUAUGAUUCUGAAUAUCAUCUAUGAGAAAGUGGCAAUCAUGAUUACUGACUUCGAGCUUCCAAGGACACAGACUAAUUACGAAAACAGUCUGACUACAAAGAUGUUCUUAUUCCAGUUUGUCAACUACUAUUCGUCGUGCUUCUACAUAGCCUUCUUUAAGGGUAAAUUUGUAGGUUACCCUGGAAAUCCAGUUUAUUGGUUGGGAAAGUAUCGCAAUGAGGAGUGUGAUCCAGGUGGAUGUCUCCUUGAACUCACAACUCAGCUUGCCAUCAUUGUAGGAGGUAAAGCAAUCUGGAAUAACAUCCAAGAAGUACUUCUUCCUUGGAUUAAGAAUCUAAUUGGAAGAUAUUGUGCAGCUGCUAGAUCAGAAAAAAUUGUUCCACGUUGGGAACAUGACUACCACCUGCAGCCCAUUGGAAAACUUGGAUUGUUUUAUGAGUACCUUGAAAUGGUUAUACAGUUCGGAUUUGUCACUCUGUUUGUGGCAUCAUUCCCACUGGCUCCUCUUCUGGCUCUUAUUAACAAUAUGUUGGAAAUCCGACUGGAUGCUUGGAAGAUGACAACCCAGUUCAGACGCAUAGUUCCACAGAAGGCACAAGACAUAGGAGCAUGGCAGCCGAUCAUGCAAGGAAUAGCCAUUUUGGCUGUAGUUACUAAUGCCAUGAUAAUUGCUUUUACAUCUGACAUGAUUCCUCGUCUGGUUUAUUACUGGUCCUUUUCAGUCCCUCCUUAUGGGAAUCACAGCACUUACACAAUGAAAGGCUAUAUAAACAAUACACUCUCUGUCUUCAAUAUAUCAGACUUCAAAAAUGAAAGCAAGCCAUCUCCUCCUUGGUUGGGGAACCAAACAACAUGCAGAUACCGUGAUUUCCGCUACCCUCCUGGUCACCAGCAUCAGUAUGAGCAUAACAUAUAUUACUGGCAUGUCAUUGCAGCCAAGCUGGCUUUCAUCAUUGUCAUGGAGAACUUGACUAAAACUUUAAGAACCAGAAUCGUUUUCUGUAAGACUAACAUCACUUCCUGUGAAGGAGUUUUGAUCACACGAUAAAGCAAACACCUCAAGUAUAAAAUGAAGAGGAAAAGCCAUAAUAUGAAGGAAAAUACAACUCAAAACCAUGUUCUAAGCUAUUACAAUUGAUAUGCUAAGCGCUGUUGUGUGCUGCACUGAAUUAGAUAUGCAGACUGGAACUUAAAUAAGAUAUUUCAAUUAAUCAUGGACUUGGAUCCUAAGAAGCAGCAAGACUGGAAGCCCAUCCUGUUCAUCAAUCUCUAUAUAAACAGGAGAAUUGCCUCUGAAAUCAAUGCAUACAAACUGACUUCAUAGCACUCUGAGCAAGCAGAAAAUCAAGUAUUUUGUCUUUCCCUAGUCAAUGUACUUUCAUUAGUUCACGUGACCAUUCUGUUCCGAACGAAUGUAGUCUUGAAGGUCUCUAAUCUGUAACAGUGGUAAGUUUUAAAAUUCUUUCCAUGUACUAAAUCAAUAUUUGUAGAGGGCUCUCUUUUGCAUUUCUCCCACACCAGAAGCACUGUUCACUUCCCAGGUAGAUUUUCAAUGUGCAAAGAAUGUGCAGCUGGACCUGUUGUGAUACAGUGGUGUACGCUGAAUUGAAUUUGGGCAUGACCACGAAUCUAUUGAAACUUCAGACUGGAAUAAACAAAUUACUUAACAUGCCUUAACUGUGUCAUGAAACUGUAAAUAACUGAGAGGAUGUUAGAGACGUGGAUAAAUUUACUAGAGCCAUCAGUCAUCUCCUUGAUGAUUUUGUUCAUUACAAAGUAUGUAUGUAGAGCUCUACUUUGAGUCUGCAUCAAUGAUCUUCCAGAUUAUUAACUUGCUUUGUCUUUCAAUGGUUAUAAUGGACCAAUUCCUACAAAUCCUGAAAACAAAAAUCAUGUUAAAAAAAGCAAAAGUAUGUCUGUAUUCUGUAAACCUGGUGAUUACUGUUGGUUUUGUAAUUUUGUACUCUUAAACUUAAUUCAUAUACAGAAUUGUUAGGCAGAUUAUUCAUGCAGCUAUUUACGUAUUAUGAAGUUUGUAGAAACUAAGUAGCAUUGAUAAGAUGUACUUUUUUUUCAUUAGUAAUCAGAAAGAAUCAAACAUUUGACUUUUUUAAAAAAGUUCAAAAUAAUGCUGUGUACCACAAGCCUGUCCUUUGAAAUGACGUUCAAGCCUGAAUAGGUAUAAUAUGGCAUGAGUUCUCUUUGUAUUCAUGAUACACCAGCUUUCAUUCAGCAAAACUUCGCAAAAUGAUUGCAUGGAAUAACAUGAGAGGUACAAAAAUGAAGCUAAAGCUGGAAGAUGAAAAAAAAAAGGAGACUCAAAGGUUCAGGAGAACACUUGCAUUAGAGACAGAAUGAAAAGCGGGAUAGACUGUAACUAUAAAUGAUUGUCAACUAGAGCAGUGCUAGAACCAGCACUUCUUUUCACAGGAAAUUCUACUCUCUGCCAUUUGUUUCGGUUUCCAGUCAGAAUCAUAACAAGUCUUUAAAAUUCCCAAGAAUCAAAUAUAAAUUUGGCAGAUAGUUAGACAAACACUCCUAGCUUUCUAAACAAGACAUAAUUUCUUAUCAAAUAUAUCACCUCAGUACUAACUUGACCUUUUCAGAACAAAAUACCAAACUUCUUUUUAAAACAAAAUCUUGUCCAAAAGACCAUCUCAUGGAACAAUUAAUUUAAGUAGUCAAGAUUUUCUUGUGCAAAAUGAGUUCUAUUAGAAAGUCCAAUCAGCUCCAUGCAAACUUGGGGCUUUUGAUUUUAGCAUUGUACUGCCACUUCUCCUGUUGCAGUAGUACUCAGCUAGGAGAUUUCAUUUUCCUAUCAGUGAUCACAAUGCCAAAGUGCCUUACACAUCCUUUCAGGUGCAGUGUUGAAAGGCUGGGGCAGGCAAGGAGGUGUAUUGUGAUAAAGGCAAAAAAACCCACCAAAACCAGCAACAGCACAGAAUGGACCAUCUCAGGUAAUUCUUUGGUCUUAAAGAAAGACUAAGUGCCCUCUUUGGCAAAUAAAGAGACUGGGAAACAAAGGAAUUAAGUGCCUUGCUUGGGGUCACGCCAAAUAGUGUGAAUGUAACAAAGCUUAAGACUGAUUUUAAGGAGUGUCUGAUUUUCUGUACCUUUUUGGUUCCUGCAGCCUCUCUCUUUGUCUCUUUCUAUGUCCGUUGACAGCAUGUCCUGAAGAGGGUGUUGGUCAUCAGAAAACAUAUUCUUAGCUUUAAAAGAUUGUUUUUUUAAAAAAAAAAAUCAUUACAUCACUAAAGCAUGAAUUUGUCUGAACUGAGAUCCUCCUGUAAUAAAAUCCCAAUCACCUUUAGGUUUAUGUCUACAUUAGCAUUUUUGUUCAGAUCGAGAGUGUGUUUUUAAAAUAGUCUUCCACUAUCACAGCCUGGUCUCAGAGCACAAAAACACAUUCGUUUCAGCUGAAACUAAACCAGAAGCUAUAUUUUAGAUGUGCACAUAAUUGUCUUCGACAGCCAACAGGCAUUUAGUCCACAGGUCUAAACCAGAGCUAGUCUGAAGAGAGCAGUGAGUACUGGGUGGGCAUCAGCUCCAUCGACUUCUUGCUCUAGUGAUUUGAUUCUAAUGUGCAAUGCUACUUGCUAAUGUAGCUGUAACCUUUAAUUUCAGAAAGCAUUAUAUCACACAGCACGGUUCUGAAUGAGAGAGAAAAGAGCAAAACUACCAGAGUGCCUAGUGACUGCAAUUUUAGCGGUUUGAUGUCUUAAGCUGUGCAAUUUAUGUAGCUCUACCUCCAGCUGCUAAGAUGUGAGUUGCCUGUACACAGUGAGUUCUCCUCAGGUUCAUCACGAUAAAAUGCUUUGGGGCAGAAGCCAACAUAAGAGUAUUUGUAACUUUUUUUGGAAACUAGGUCACUUUAAGAAAAUUUGAAGAUCUGCCUGAAGGGAAAAUUAACAUUUGCUUGAAACUAUGAGUCAGUUUUACAUGUUUUAGACUUUAUAUGUGGGCCAAACAUGUAUGUGUAUAUGUCUGUUGAAGUCAGCUAGUGACUGUUUCACUGCCUUAGAGUAAAAUAAGAGCAACGUAAAUUGCACAACAUUGCCCCUGUUUUAAAUUCUAUGUAUGUUGAUAAAAAUCAGAGUGUAAGAAUGUAUAGUUCGUAUUUUCUUCUAAGAAUGUUUGCUAUUAAUUUCAAAUUAAAUUUUUUAUAUUUAUUGCCAUUAAAUAAAGUUUAUUUUAAAAUAAUAAUAUAUUUGAUGUUCAUUAGCAUUGUUUGUUUUUAGAUGAACAAUACUGCUGCUGCCAAAUGCCACAUUUAAAUUCUUGUAACAUCAGUACUAAUUUCCAUAUUCUUUUUCAAUUUUUUGCCAUUAAACUGUAUUAUUGCUACUCAA
This is a messenger RNA of Rhea pennata, 5968 nucleotides long. It is a transcript of the gene ANO6, whose product is annotated as anoctamin 6. Bases 55 to 2667 code for a protein of 870 amino acids. The transcript is spliced from 20 exons. Gene Ontology annotation, cellular component: plasma membrane. NCBI's taxonomy places the organism in Eukaryota, Metazoa, Chordata, Aves, Rheiformes, Rheidae. Gene Ontology annotation, biological process: chloride transmembrane transport; calcium activated phosphatidylcholine scrambling; calcium activated phosphatidylserine scrambling. Gene Ontology annotation, molecular function: protein dimerization activity; chloride channel activity. The record is from RefSeq and is a predicted model, not a curated record.